AUGGCAAUCCUGGCCGUUCACACAAAGCCUAAAGUUCUCAUACCAGAGAAAGUAUCAGCUGACGGCCUAGCACUGUUGCAAGAUCAGUUCGAGGUACAUGAGAAGAAGGGCUUGAGUCCUGAUGAGCUAAAGAAUAUCAUUGGCGGCUAUGAAGCUCUCAUUGUCCGUUCUGAGACUCAAGUGACAGCCGAUCUUCUCAAUGCAGCCAAAAACCUCAAGGUUGUUGCUCGUGCCGGUGUCGGUGUGGACAAUGUCGAUGUCCAGAGCGCCACAACCCAUGGCAUCAUUGUCGUGAACUCCCCAUCCGGCAAUAUCAAUGCCGCAGCCGAGCAUACCAUCGCGCUACUCAUGGCUGUGGCUCGCAACAUUGGUGAUGCAUCGCAGAGUAUCAAGAAGGGCAAAUGGGAACGCAGUCGCUUGACCGGUGUCGAAGCAAAGGGCAAGACGCUCGCUAUCGUCGGCUUGGGCAAAGUCGGUCUGACUGUAGCUCGAAUCGCCAACGGUCUCGGCAUGCGACUGAUAGCCUACGAUCCAUACGUAAACCCAAAUCUGGCAGCAGCGGCUUCAGUUACCUUAAGAUCCAGCUUGGCUGAGCUGCUUCAAGAAGCUGAUUUCCUGACAUUGCAUACUCCGCUCAUUGCCUCUACUAAGGGCAUGAUCGGCAAAGCUGAACUAGCUACAAUGAAGCCUACAGCUCGCAUCUUGAACGUUGCUCGGGGCGGCAUGAUCGAUGAAGACGCCCUCGUAGAAGCGUUGGACGGCGGGAUCAUUGCAGGCGCAGGCAUCGACGUCUUCACCUCGGAGCCACCCAAACCUGACUCGUCAGCAAGCAAACUGAUUGCGCACCCAAAGGUUGUUGCGACCCCCCACCUCGGCGCCUCAACCAAGGAAGCCCAGGAAAAUGUCUCGAUUGAUGUUUGCGAACAAGUCGUACUCAUUCUCAGCGGUGAACUACCCCGCUCAGCCGUCAAUGCACCGUUGAUCAUGCCAGACGAAUACCGCACGCUGCAACCUUUCGUCAGCCUAGUCGAGAAGAUGGGCUCUUUGUACACCCAGCACUAUUCUUCCACUAACAUUAAAUCUUUCCGUACGACCUUCGACCUAACAUACGAAGGCAAACUCGCAAGCCUUAACACGACCAAGCCCCUCUUUGCCGCGCUGGUCAAAGGUCUCCUUACCCCAAUCACCAGCAGUGAUGGUCUGAACAUCAACAUCGUGAAUGCCGAGCACCUCGCCAAAGAGAGAGGUAUCCUUAUCAACGAGCAGCGCAGCAGAGAAAAUGUAGACGAUAAACCAUACUCGUCGUUCAUCACCCUACGUGCCCGUGCAAGUCGGUCCACAUCCGCUGCAAGAUCCGGAAGUCGCGCUACGAGUCCAUCAGCGAGCCGCACUCUGAAUCUCACGAGGGUGGACACCCAUCAGUCCACUUCCCAGCCUUUACUGGAGCAGGACCAAGUCAUCCAGGGAUUUGUGAGCGGUAAUAAACCGUUCAUCUCGCGCUUGGAUAGGUUUAAAGGCGAGUUUGUGCCCAGAGGCACGCUGCUGAUAUGUCGCAAUUUCGAUAGUUGCGGGAAGAUUGGGUUUGUGGGAAACUUGCUGGGGAAGGCGGGGGUGAAUAUCAACUUCAUGAACGUCGCACCGCUAGAUGAUGAGUUUGACGAGGAAGGCGUAGAAGGGGCUGAGGGCGGGAAGAAGAGUAAUGAGGCGCUUAUGAUUCUGGGUGUUGAUAGGCCGGUGGGCGAGGAUGUUGCGAGGGCGCUAAUUGGGCCUGAAGGAGUGCUUGAAGCAAGUGUUGUUACUCUUUGA
This is a messenger RNA of Ascochyta rabiei, 1806 nucleotides long. RefSeq lists its product as uncharacterized. The record is from RefSeq and is a predicted model, not a curated record. Bases 1 to 1806 code for a protein of 601 amino acids. Gene Ontology annotation, biological process: L-serine biosynthetic process. The transcript has 3 exons. Lineage: Eukaryota; Fungi; Ascomycota; Dothideomycetes; Pleosporales; Didymellaceae. Gene Ontology annotation, molecular function: phosphoglycerate dehydrogenase activity; NAD binding.